AAUCGGUCAAUAGUGAGUGCCUCCUUCUGUGUACACUGCACGCGACACCUCCAAAUCGCAAACAUCAGAAAAUUAUGAGGCGUCGGUCCGUCAGCUAUGGCUAGUGUCUCAUCUAUACAAACGUCCCCCGCACCCCUGACACCUCCCCUCUCCCUUCCACAUAUCAGUCAGCUACAUCCUGCUCCGUUUGAUGCCGCUGAGCGACAUGGUGGGUGAGCCCGCCUCCAGCCCCGCGCCCGCGUCCCUCUUGCGCUUCGGGCUGCCGUCGAAACCCUCGGCAAACAGCGCCUCUCUCGGCAACAGGGUGACCGUCACGAGGCCCAUUUUGCCGGUGGUGGAUGGGUGUGGUGGGUUGGCUCCUUUGCCCUGCAGAGUGGAGGCCGACCGCUUGAGGAGGCCCAGGAGGCCGCUGGGGCCCUGGCAGAUGCCGUCGAAGGCCGCGUGCGCCCGGUAGUGGGGCAGCAGCGUCUGCAACUCCAGCUGAACCAAACCCGCUGCAUUCGUACAAACAGGGACAGAGAGAGAGAGAGAUGGAUGAGAUGAGACACACAGAGAGAGAUGAUGGAUGGAUGGAUGUCUCCUCAUUCAUUUCGCACCGACCGAAGUAUGACGUGUACGCCAAAUGCCUGACUUUGGCCACCUCGGGCCCCUUGACAGCGCAUGCCUCAGUGAGGAUAGGCUCGAACUCGACGACGGUCUUGCCCUUGAAGGGGUCCGCCUUGGCCACCAAGGCCACCGCACACCCGUCUGCCAAACUCUGCAAGGCCUCGUCCUCUGGCAUGUCGAUGUGGAUGUCGUCCUUGGACAACUCGAAACCCAGGUGGGUGAACUCGCGGUGGGCCCUGACGCGGGAGGUGAUGGAGGCGUCUACGAGCACCGGGGCCCCGUAGGUCAAGAACUGGACAACAUAGGGGAAGAGCGCCGGGUCAGCCUCGACGGACAGGGCCUGCGCGGCGUUGUCGGGCAGCGCCUAAGCGACACAACCGCCAAUAUGAUGCAUGCGAGAGCGCAGGUGUGGCUCUUGCGGUGGGAUGUACUCACCUGGACCUGCUGCGCCAGUUUUGAGUUUGGGUACCGCAGGAGGGCCUCUCUUCUCACACGGAACUCGACACCGCAUACACUUACACGCACAUCUGACGCCGGGGCUGCCAUCGGCCUCCUUAUUCACGAC
Molecule: messenger RNA, 1171 nt
Organism: Vitrella brassicaformis
Lineage: Eukaryota; Vitrellaceae
Source: the annotation of a GenBank genome assembly